UGGGGUUCAGAUCCUGAAGCUCAGAAAGGUGCUUUGUAGUUCGUAGUCUGCCGCGGCAAGUACUGUGUAGUUCUAGUCCUUCAUCAUCUUGACGGCUCGUAAACAGCAGCAUCACCAAGCUGCAUCCGACAGAGCCUUUCACCACACGACCUGCCGUUGUGUCCAACUCGAAUCCCAGGCUACGCUCCAACAAAGAGGUCAUAGUCGUCCCUUCGAGACCCCGUCCCGUCCAAGCCAAUCGACCCGAGAGAGCUCGCCAUCCUAGGUAUUCGGACUCGAAUCUUCUUCCUCCACCCUCGACGACAACCAUUUUCAACACAACCACCACUUGUCGUCGCUUAAACGAUCACCAUGGGCGGCGAUGUUCCAUCAACGUUCGGGAGCGCCAGCAGCAGCAGCCGCAGCAAUGGUCAAACAGACAAGCAAGUAGAGCGCUUGCCGAUGCCCUCCAGGAACCCUCUGCCUCUCUCGGCGUCACAGGAGGCCCAAGUCCGAGACAUCUUUUACGCCAGGGUCAGGAGGCAAUGUGCUGAGGAAAUCAAGGCCUUCGCCGAAUGCGCCCUAGGCCGCACCUUCUCCGUCCCCUUCGCCUGCCGUGCACCCCACCGGGUCAUGAACAACUGCAUGAAGUUGCACGCCACGCCCGCCGAGCAGGACGCCGCGCGCGAGGAUUGGUUUGCUUUACGUAUGGAGCGCGCCCGGGAGCGCGAGCGCAAAGCCAGACGCAAGGCCGAGCAAGAGGCCUUUUUGCGCGAGUGGUGGGGUUUACCCGAGAAGGACCGUGAGGAGGCGCGCAGGGAGCUCGAGAAAUUAAAUCAGAAGGAGAGAGUGGGUGGGUAUGUGGGGAACAAUCGCCUGAGAGAUGCUAAUGAGGCGGCGGCGAAGAAGAGUAAGUUGUUGGAGCAGGCGAGGUUGGAGAGGGAUGGGAUCGAUCGGGAUUUGCAUACGUGAGGCGGCUUUGGGGGAGAACAGACGGGGAGAGUGAAGGGAAAGAGCAAGAAAGAGAAAGAGAAAGCGGGAGAGAGGGAGGGGGGAGGGGAGGGGGUUCCGAUGAGGACAGCGAGAUGGAAAGUCCGAAGGGGGAAGAAGCGAAGCGCGGGAGUAAGACAAUUUUGCGCCCUUGACUACAACUCGCCAGAACAAUAAGAACGACAAACUCGAGGUGCAGUGGUCCGGGGUUGGAUUGGUGCCGCAAGGCUCUGAGGCUGUUGCGCCGAGUCCUACUUCCGGUCAAGAUUCGAGUUCCGGCUUUCGGACGACAAUCACUCUCGACGCUUUCUAACAGUUCCGCGGGUUUUGUUUCAUACAAACUCUGAGAGGCUAGCCUCGCAGC
Molecule: messenger RNA, 1333 nt
Organism: Neurospora hispaniola
Lineage: Eukaryota; Fungi; Ascomycota; Sordariomycetes; Sordariales; Sordariaceae
Product: cytochrome c oxidase biogenesis protein Cmc1 like-domain-containing protein
Exons: 2
Coding region: 352-951 (199 amino acids)
Cellular component (GO): mitochondrion
Source: RefSeq, a predicted model, not a curated record